Messenger RNA from Neodiprion fabricii, 4965 nucleotides. RefSeq lists its product as uncharacterized. Gene Ontology annotation, biological process: telomere maintenance; DNA repair. The transcript has 4 exons. Gene Ontology annotation, molecular function: DNA helicase activity; nucleic acid binding. Lineage: Eukaryota; Metazoa; Arthropoda; Insecta; Hymenoptera; Diprionidae. Bases 1 to 4965 code for a protein of 1654 amino acids. The record is from RefSeq and is a predicted model, not a curated record.
AUGAUACCGAAAAUUGCUUUAGAAUUGAUCGACAGAACGUUAAAAGAUAUAAUGGAAGACGCCUCACCGUUUGGUGGGAAGACUAUAAUACUAGGUGGAGACUUCAGACUAGUUUUACCUAUUGUGAAACGAGGAGGUAAUGGAGAAGUGGAGUUGUUUGUACCAGAGAAAGAAAUACAAAGCAACAAUUUAGUAGACGAUUUAUAUCCAAGAAAUUUGCCACCUGAUGAAUUAACAAACAGAGCCAUCUUAGCUCCAUUGAAUGUCGAAGUUAAUCAGUUAAAUACAGAGAUACUACGCAGAAUGGAUGGCAAUAUAUUCGAAUCAAAAAGCAUAGAUUACGCAACAUUACAAGGAAUUGAUACUGCAGAUGCAGCACUUGACGAAGAAGCUACUCUGCGAUAUCCGAUAGAGUAUUUAAAUGGAUUAACGCCAUCAGGUUUACCACCACACAAUAUACAGCUGAAAGUCGGAGCAAUUGUGAUGUCAUUGCGAAAUUUAUCAAUAUCAGAUCGUUUAUGCAAUGGAACACGCAGUCGUUUGACGCGCUCACGAAGAAGAGAAAGUAGCGGAGAAGAACCUUUGGUUAUGGAGAAUCCGCGGGUCCCUGAAACAAUUCCAUCGCCUUCAGUGGACCCUCUUCCAAUUCCUUCGACAAUCCCUCAAAUUGAUCUGCUGAAGAUCAUGUCUCAACAGCAAGAGGCUGCUGAGCGCCAACAACAGCAACUUCUUCAGCUGCUUCUUGAUCAACAAGAGCAGCGAGAAAGAGAACAAGAACAACAGUUGGAACAGCGAAGAAGAGAACGGGAACAACAGCUGGAACAGCGCAGGCUUGAUAGAGAAGCACAAGAACGAUCCGAAACUAGUCUACACGAACUGUUCCGGACGACUGUGGCAGCUCUUCAGGCUGUUCAUCAGGUGAAUGGCUCAGGAGAACCGGCUGUCACUCCACUUGGUUCCGGAGUCGUUUGGCCGCUUCUCUCUCCUGUUCCUUCUCCUGUUCCCGUUUUCGCUGUUCGACAGGUCCGACAUCCAGGACGAAUCCAGGAUGUUCGAGAUUCAAGGUCUGUGCCUUUUACUAGGAAAGUAGUUGAAUCUCCAAUUAGUAGAAGGAGAGUAAAUAAUGAGACGACAAGGUCACAUACAGCGCAAUCAAAGGAACAGUCGUGUGCUUGUUGCAAAGGCAACCACUACAUCGCGUUCUGUUCGACCUUUCGCGACAAAUCUCUGGAUCAAAGAAGGGAAGUGGUUUCUGCGAAAAAGCUUUGCUUCAAUUGUCUCGGUCCACAUCAGCAGAAGGACUGUCGAUCUAACAAAACGUGUCGCGUGUGCAACGGUCGACAUCAUUCCUUGCUGCAUCGAAACUCUUCCUCAAUCUCGACAGCUGCUAACAGUGGCACAUCUCAAGGACAGGCUGCAGUAGCGCAACCUGCAGUGCAGAACGCACCGAUCUCGAAUAGCGCCUCUCAGGUGAGCAACCACUCAGCUCAGCCUACAAUGAUCAAGCGCUCUCCAGUUCUUCUCGCCACAGUGCAAUUGAUCGCCUCUAAUCCGGAGACUGGAGAAAGAAUCAUUGCUCGCGCUCUACUCGAUCAAGGAUCCGAAAGUUCAUUCGUCACGGAGUCGCUAGCGCAACAAUUGCGACUACGUCGGCAUCAAGCAACGAUACCGAUCAUUGGCGUCGGAGCUCAUCAAUCGGCAGUGACUCGCGGCACCGCGACAUUGCAACUCCAAUCUCGUGCUCACACCUCGUUCUCGUGUCAGGUGGAGGCACUCGUGCUUCCACGACUCACAUCGUAUCUACCCUCAUUUCGACUCCUCGUCGAAGACUGGCCUCAUCUACGAGGACUCAACCUCGCGGAUCCAAGCUUUGCACAUCCCGGUCAAAUCGACGUAAUUCUCGGAGCUGACAUCUACAGCAACAUCAUUGGUCAAGGAGUUCGAAGAGGAGCACCAGGAACACCAAUCGCGCAAGAAACUCAGUUCGGUUGGGUCCUCUCCGGCUGCGUUUCAGCGGAAGCAGCAAGCCCCUCGUAUGGCGCAGUCCAAGGCUUCCAAUGCUCCCUCGAUCACGAACUGCUCGAUCUCGUGCAGCAGUUUUGGAAGCAGGAAGAAGUGUCGAAACCUUUGGCACUAACUUCCGAAGAAGAGCGUUGUGAGCAACACUUUCGCGAAACGGUUUCUCGAACUGCGCCCGGUCGUUACGUAGUUCGGCUGCCGCUCAAGGACAAUUCGGUAGAGCUCGGCAACUCGCGGAAUCCCGCGCAUCAAAUGCUCCUUUGUUUGGAGAAACGGUUCGGUAGCGACGCGAAACUCAAGGAGGCUUACUCGAGCUUCCUUCGUGAAUAUCGUGAACUCGGGCACAUGCGUCGCGCUAUGAAUACACCUGAAGACAAUUCCCGCGUGUUUUAUCUUCCCCAUCACGGUGUAGUUCGCGACAGCAGUUCAACAACAAAGUUGCGUGUCGUGUUCAACGGGUCUCAAAGAACCAACCUCGGACUCUCUCUCAAUGACAAUCUUCUCGUCGGUCCAAAAGUGCAAACCGACCUCGCGGACAUUCUCUUACGCUGGCGACAAUAUCCAGUCGCGUUCUCAUCAGACAUCGUCAAGAUGUACCGACAAAUUUUGGUCCACAAUGAUGACCAAGAUUUUCAACGAAUCCUCUGGAGGGAAGAACCAGAGCUACCGAUUGAAGAAUAUCAACUGACUACGGUAACGUAUGGUCUUGCAAGCGCUCCGUAUCUCGCGAUCCGUGUUCUUCAUCAACUCGUUCAGGACGAAGGUAAGCAGUAUCCCUUUGCGAGCCACGUCAUUCUCGAGAACACGUACGUCGACGACAUCCUCUCAAGAGCAGAGGACGUUGAUCAAGGUCGCGAGAAAAUCAACGAACUCAAUCAAUUGCUCAAGGCGGGCGGCUUUGAACUUCAAAAGUGGACUUCAAGCCACCCAGAAACUCUCGUUGACAUUUCUCGAAACCAUCAAGAGAUCGCGAUGCAUCUGAAUCUCGAUCAAAGUCCAUUCUUUCGGGCUCCUGGUCUUGCGUGGAGACCAGACAUCGACGCGUUCGCGUUCUCUCCGCAAAUUCAUCAACUUCGGGACAAUUUCACAAAACGAAAAGUUCUCUCACAAACCGCGCAGCUCUUUGAUCCUCUUGGAUGGCUCUCGCCGAUCACGAUCAGAGCCAAAAUCUUUAUGCAGGAAUUGUGGGCACUCGGUUUCGACUGGGACGAGCCGCUCUCAGCUUCAUUGUCCUCGCGAUGGAUCGAGUUUCUACAAGAUUUUCAAGGCAUCUCAGCUAUCACCAUCCCACGAUGGAUCGGGUUAAGUUCAGCAUCUCUCGGGAUAGAGAUCCACGGUUUCGCGGACGCCUCUCAAAGUGCAUUAGGCGCAGUGAUCUACGCGCGAACGUAUAUCAACACUCACGAAGUGCGCGUUUCACUAGUGUGCGCGAAAACUAAAGUAGCGCCGCUAAAGAAGGUGACAAUUCCUCGUCUCGAACUCUGUGCUGCGAAUCUUCUCGUCCGGUUGAUGUGUCAUGUGGAAAACACUCUUAAUUUCGAAAACACCCCGGUUUAUCUGUGGACGGAUUCCACAGUCGCGCUCGCGUGGAUCAAAAGCCACCCAUCGCGGUGGAAGAAAUUCGUUCGUAAUCGCGUAACGGAAAUCCAAGAGUUCGCGCGCGCUCGUUGGUAUCACAUCUCGGGUUUUGAAAACCCCGCUGAUCUUGCGUCUCGUGGUGCAUCUCCGGAGCAACUCCAAAAAUCAGAACUUUGGACCUUCGGACCAUCCUGGCUCUCGAAGCCUUCUGUCAAUUGGCCAUCCUUAUCUCCGCGACCGGAAGAAAACAUUCAUCUCGAGCAAAGAAAAGGGCUGUCGACGCCCAUCGCAACAGCUAAGCCGCUACAAAUCUGGGAUCUCGUCGAUCGCUACUCAAAACUAUCGACUCUCCUCAAAGUCACAUCAUUGUGUAAACGCGCAGCUAAUCGGUUCCUCGCGAAGACGACAUCGAAUCGCGUAAACACGUCUAUCACUGUCGGACCGAUCUCUACUCUCGAAUGGAGCGACGCCCAACUGUUUUGGACCAAGGUGACCCAGCAGGCGUACUUUGCAGAAAAAAUUCGCCAAAUCGAGACAAGCUCAAGUCUCACUCGAAGUCAUCCACUAUCGCGACUCACGCCGUUCAUCGAUUUGAACGGAUUCCUCAGAGUCGGUGGUCGACUGAAUCACUCAUUGCUUUCGUAUGACGAAAAGCACCCGUUCAUCUUGCCUCGCGAAUCAUCGUUCUCCACAUUGAUCAUCGAUCAUCAUCAUCGGUUGACGCUCCACGGAGGUCCGCAACUCACUCUCGCUACAAUCCGACAGCGGUACUGGAUCCUGGGAGGAAGAGUACCGAUCCGCAUGUCAAUACAUCGUUGCGUUCCUUGUGCGCGUCAUCGCGCCACCCUCAGCAGCCAACAGAUGGGUCAACUCCCUCAGUCUCGAGUCACGCAAUCAAGGCCGUUUCUUCACUCUGGCGUUGACUACGCUGGUCCAUUCUCGAUUCGAGCCUCCCGCGGAAGAGGAGCGAAAUCAUGCAAGGGAUAUAUCGUUAUCUUCAUCUGCUUCACGACCUCGGCUGUGCAUCUCGAGCUAGUUUCGGACUACACGACGGAGGCAUUCAUCGCGGCGUACAAACGCUUCACAUCUCGACGAGGAAUUUGUGCCUCAAUCGCAAGCGAUUGUGGAACGAAUCUCGUCGGCGCAGACUCAAAACUUCGCCGUCUUCUCGCUGCAUCGUCAAAGGAGUUCGCAGAAAUCGCAAACACCCUCGCAUCACACGGAACCCAGUGGCGGUUCCAUCCUCCCUCCGCGCCUCAUUUCGGUGGAAAAUGGGAAGCCGGAGUGAAAUCAGUCAAAUUUCACCUCAAACGAGUCAUCGGAGAAGCUACUCAAACGUUCGAGCAAUUCGCGACGUUCCUCACGUAA